AUGGGCGACGACGUGUCUCAGGGAAAUGCGAGCGAGACGGCGCAUGAGGACGAGCAAGAGGAAGCAGAAUACACGCCAGCCCCGGCCCGCUCAAGACGCCAUACCAAGUCCGCCAUGUCUGACACGCCGGCUACACCACAGACGGCCUCCCGGACCCGUCACGACCAUGUCGCCGACGGGUCAGUCAUGGAAGAAGCAACCUCGCCUACCAAACCCAAGCGCCGAUCCGCCAAAACUGCUCGUACUGUGCGCAAGAAUCGCAUAUCUACGUCCGUCGCCUCUGAGACCGAAGCAUCGAUACUACCCACUUCCCAGCAAUCCGCUUCGCCCACCUCGCAACGACUCAAGCAUGCGGCACCUCUCUCAGACAUCACCGAGACGGCCGUGAAUGAUCAGACCCCACGAGCCCAAAUCAGACCCCCAUCGAGCCAAGUACAAAAGGUUGACAUAAACACGACUACACUGGAGAAACCCAUGGACAUCGUUGUGCGUACCCGAGCUGCUGCCACCAUGCCUGCCUCACAAGCUCCCUCGGAGCCUCGUUCCCGGACCGUCAUUACCCACCUCGUCCUCAAGAACUUCAAGAGUUAUGCAGGCCGUCAGGAGGUGGGCCCUUUCCAUGCCUCGUUUUCCUCCGUUGUUGGGCCCAAUGGUUCUGGCAAGUCAAACGUCAUUGAUUCUUUGCUCUUUGUCUUUGGUUUCCGUGCCAGCAAAAUGCGCCAGGGCAAGAUUUCUGCUCUGAUCCACAACUCGGCUGCCUAUCCUGAUCUGGAUCAUUGUGAGGUCGAGGUUCAUUUCCAGCAGGUCAUGGAUUUGCCAGCUGGCGGCCACGAGGUUAUUGCCGACUCGCAGCUCAUCAUCUCGAGACGUGCUUUCAAGAACAAUGCGAGCAAAUACUACAUCAACAGCAGAGAGUCGAACUUUACCGCUGUUACCACCUUACUGCGCGAUCGUGGUGUCGACCUUGACCACAAGCGUUUUCUGAUUCUGCAGGGUGAGGUUGAGUCGAUUGCUCAGAUGAAACCAAAGGCUGCCAGUGAGCACGACGAUGGCCUUCUAGAAUAUCUUGAAGACAUCAUUGGCACAUCUAAAUACAAAACUCCCAUCGACGAGGCUGCCGCGGAAACGGAAGCUCUCAAUGAAGUUUGCGCCGAGAAGAACACCAGGGUACAACAUGUCGAGAAGGAAAAGAACGCUCUUGAGGACAAAAAAGACAAGGCGCUAGCUUUCAUCCGCGACGAAAAUGAGCUUGCCACAAAGCAAUCAGCCCUGUACCAAAUCUACACCAACGAGUGCACUGACAACGUCACCGUAACUCAGGAAGCUGUCCAACAACUCCAACAGCAGCUUGACGAAGAACUGGAAAAACACAAGGGCAAUCAAGAAGACAUCAAGAGGCUGCAGAAGCAGCACAACACAACAUCCAAGGAAUACGAGCGCAUGUCUGAGAGCACCCAAUCGAUCUUGAAAGAGAUGGCCAAGCUUGACAAAGACACCGUCAAGCAUGCAGAGAAAAAGAAAUUCCUCGCCAACAAGGCUAAGAAGCUUGCGAAAACUGCAGAGGAUAGCAGAUUUGGCAUCUCCGGAGCUAAUACCCAAGCCACGCAGGCCGAAGACGACAUCAAUAGGAAUGCACAAUCCAUAGCUGAGCUGGAAACAGAAAUGCAUCGAGAAGAGGCGCAGUUGACCCAGAUCAGAGAAAGCCUCAAAGGCAAGACUCAAGGCAUUUCGGAUGAGAUUGCAGCAAAGCAAAAGACUCUAGAGCCUUGGAAGGCGAAGGUCAACGAAAAACAAUCUUCCAUCUCCGUCGCGAAGAGUGAGCUGGAAAUUCUCAGAGAGCGAGGCAACGCCGGAGCAAAUGCUGUCCAGGACAUCGAAAACAAGAUCGCAUCAUUCUACGAAACACGCGAGGCCAAGGUUGUGGAGUACAAGGAAUGCAAACGAGAGCGAAAAGCGGUAGAGGGCUCUGUGCAGGAAGCGCAAGCUGAGGUCGAUCAUCUUGUAUCUCAGGAGCCCGCUUUGCGUUCGAAGCUUUCAGGGGCUAGACAAAAGGCCGACGAAGCACGCGCAAGCUUAGCUGCUACUCAAACACAAGGCAACGUUCUUACCGGACUCAUGCGUCUCAAGGAGUCUGGAAGAAUCGACGGGUUCCAUGGGCGUCUCGGUAACCUUGGUGCCAUCGAUGCAAGGUUUGAUGUUGCUAUAUCGACUGCAUGUCCUUCGCUUGACAACUUGGUGGUUGACUCUGUCGAGGUGGGUCAACAAUGUAUCGAGUACCUUCGCAAGAACGACCUCGGUCGUGCGAACUUCAUCCUUCUUGACCGCUUGCCGCAGCGAGACCUAUCAGUGAUCCAGACACCGGAGAACGUGCCUCGACUUUACGAUCUCGUCAAGUCAAAACAUGAUCGCUACAGACCGGCCUUUUAUAGUGUGCUCCAGAACACGCUUGUUGCCAAGGAUCUUGAACAAGCAAAUCGCAUUGCUUAUGGUGCCAAACGCUGGAGAGUUGUCACUCUCGACGGUCAAUUGAUCGACAAAUCAGGUACCAUGAGCGGUGGCGGUACCAGAGUCGCCAAGGGUGCCAUGUCUUCCAAGGUUGUGGCCGACGUGACUAAGGAUCAGGUCGUCAAAUUGGAGGUAGAUCGUGACACACUCGAGGAAACGUUUGGCCAGUUUCAGCAAAGAAUGCAGCAACUCGAGGCUCGUCUUAGGCAGCUGCAAGAUCGCGUACCAGAACUCGAAACUCAAGCUCAGAAGUUGAGACUGGAAGUUGAGAGCUUAGACCGUAACAUUGCCGAUGCUGAGAAAAGAGUGGAGGAAUUGAAGUCUGAAAGCCAACCUUCACAAUCGGACAACAAGCGUGUUGCCGAGCUCGAAAAGACCAUCAGAACUCUGGAAAAGGAGACCGAGAAAUCGCUGCAGGACAAGAUUAUGGAAGUCGGAGGUGUGCAACUCCGGACGCAAAAAGCCAAAGUCGACGGGCUCAAAGAACAGAUCGAUCACCGCAUGGAGGAGAUGUCUAACGCGGAGAUUAACAAGGCAAAGGCCGACAAACAAAAGUCGAAGCAUGAAAAGGCCUUCAAUGAAGCACAGUCCGAGCUCGAGAAAGUGACAGCGGACGCAGAGAAGGUCGAGGACGAUAUCAAAGAGCAGACUAAGAACACUGCAGGAUUUCGCAAGGAGGCUGAAGAGGCGCAAGAGGCAUUGGAGUCCAAGAAAGAAGAGCUCGAAGCACUCAAAACUGAACUCGAUACCCAGACGACCAUUCUCAACGAAACUCGAGGCAUUGAGAUUGAGAUGCGGAACAAGCUCGAAGAAAACCAGAAAAUUAUGGCAGAGAAUCAGAAGCGUCUUCGGUACUGGCAGGAGAAGCUGACUAAGCUCAUCUUCCAGAACAUUGGUGACGACGGUGAAGAGCUCGAGCCUCUGCCUAUGGCCCAGUACACCAAAGACGAACUCGAAGACAUGUCGAAGGAUGAACUCAAAGCAUCAAUAGCGCUGCUCGAGGAGUCAACAUCACAAGCAGUUGAGCUUUCCGUUCUGGCCGAGUAUCGCCGUCGCGUUUCAGAACAUUCGUCUCGCAUGUCAGAUCUCAACGAGGCUUUGACUGGUCGUGACUCGGCAAAGAAGCGAUUGGACGAUCUUAGGCGGAUGCGUCUCGAAGGUUUCAUGGAAGGAUUCUCUACCAUAUCCAUGCGACUUAAAGAGAUGUAUCAGAUGAUCACCAUGGGUGGCAAUGCAGAGCUCGAACUCGUAGACAGUCUGGACCCGUUCAGCGAAGGUAUCCUCUUUAGUGUGAUGCCGCCAAAGAAGAGUUGGAAGAACAUCAGCAACUUGUCAGGUGGAGAGAAGACACUCAGUUCUUUGGCUUUGGUGUUUGCUCUGCACCACUACAAGCCGACUCCACUGUAUGUCAUGGACGAGAUUGAUGCCGCCCUAGACUUCCGUAACGUUUCGAUUGUUGCAAGUUACAUCAAGGAAAGAACGAAGAACGCUCAGUUUAUCGUCAUCUCGUUGAGAAACAACAUGUUCGAAUUGGCUGCGAGAUUGGUCGGUGUUUACAAAGUCAACCACAUGACUAAGAGUGUAACUAUUGAAAACAAAGACUAUAUUCAAGCUGCAGCAGCAUGAUUGUUCUGCAAGAUCCCAGAAGAUGGUGGAUAACAGUAUAGGGCAGAUCGUAUAUUCACUGGUGAACAUUUGGCGUUUGGAGGAUUGGAAACAUUAUGAUACCAUGGCUUGUUGUAGCAGGAGCUAGAAAUCACGAAUUCUCCAUUUUGAC
This is a messenger RNA of Aureobasidium pullulans EXF-150, 4282 nucleotides long. RefSeq names its product structural maintenance of chromosomes protein 4. The record is from RefSeq and is a predicted model, not a curated record. Gene Ontology annotation, molecular function: ATP binding; protein binding; ATP hydrolysis activity. The transcript is spliced from 5 exons. Gene Ontology annotation, biological process: mitotic chromosome condensation. Gene Ontology annotation, cellular component: chromosome. Bases 1 to 4131 code for a protein of 1376 amino acids. NCBI's taxonomy places the organism in Eukaryota, Fungi, Ascomycota, Dothideomycetes, Dothideales, Saccotheciaceae.